Messenger RNA from Colossoma macropomum (tambaqui), 528 nucleotides. RefSeq names its product siaz-interacting nuclear protein. The record is from RefSeq and is a predicted model, not a curated record. Bases 31 to 528 code for a protein of 165 amino acids. The transcript has 5 exons. NCBI's taxonomy places the organism in Eukaryota, Metazoa, Chordata, Actinopteri, Characiformes, Serrasalmidae.
GCUGAUUGCGGCGAUUGCUAUUAAAGCGUUAUGGCUGAAAACACUAGUGACUCUCCUCAAAGUGGCUGCUCAGAAGAAGAAAAAUCAGAAACAAAUGAUCCGUGCAAGCAGAAAUUUCAGUGGGUCUCCAGGUCAGGUCACCGUGAAGUAGCAGCUGUCCGUCCUCUGCCGAGGAUAGGAAGUGGGUCACACGCUGCUGCUUCGUCUUCACCAGCCGGCCAAACCAGUCAGCUCGCCCGCUCAACUCCACAUGCAGCGGCCAUUUCACCAACACAGCUCGGAUGGAGGCAAAUGGACCGAUUCAGUAUGACUCAGCUACAGCCCUUCUCUUUUGACGAACGUGACUCCAUGCAAAGAGUUGCCCGUGAAAAAAGGCUGGAGGAGCUGAGGCACAUGGAGGAAAGUCGGCGGGCUUCGGCUACAAGGUUCAGAGCAAACCCAGUGAGGAGGUACAAACCACUGGUGCUGAGGCAGAGCACACGACCACUCACUGUCCCACGAGCUCCUUUCUCCCGUCAAGAUUUAUAA